CGUUAUCCUACGACGUGAUAGCCGAUUAUGAACAAGAGAGUUGACCACGAUCAUGCUGGAGUAAUGAGAACCAAUCAGAGCUACAGGAAAGGAGGACUAGAGUCCGUUAAGCUGAAGUGCUAAGGUCGGUGGCUGCAUUGCAAUAUAUUUGAAGGAGAACCUUGCGCCAAUUUGGACCGUCUUUAUUUCCUUAAACCCCCGAAUCAUCGAUGGAAAGAUUCUGCUCUUCAAAUGUGCCAUUAGCAGACGCUCUUCAGCUUCUUUCUAAGAACGAUCCGUGUGUACGAGAUUUACAUCUGGACUGCUCAUGGUCGCUGGAGGAUGAUGCAAUGCUCAAGAUUGUUGAAGCGAUAAGCAUCCAUUCCAAGCGCUAUCCCAAGGACUCCGUAGUUCGAAGUAUUUCUACCGAGAUUCCCCGAUCCAUCGCACGAGUAGUUCUGUUUUGCUCGGCAAUUUGCAGGCUCCCACAUGUGGAAGCCGUCACGAUUCGGCGUCGAUCCGGAAUCGCUUCGAAGUACCUAGGUCACUAUGUACUGUACCAUAUUCUGGAACCGUUUGAGAGAAUGGUACAUCGCCUCCAGCGACUCGAGGUCUAUGAUCCAAUACAGUACCUUUCAUCAUCGACCGACUCAAGUACUGAGGUGGAAAAAAUCAACAGUUUCAUUCUAGCCGCUGUUAACCUUGAAAUAUUUGCCCUCACGAGAAUCUACGCUCCUGGUUCCAAUAAGCUCUCGUCAUUAAUUCAGGCUUUGAUUGGACAGAAACGGCUUCGGAUUUUAAAUCUGCAGCUUUCGUCUUUCACAUCGGAGCCCAAAGUGACACCAGAAGAUCUUCAAGUGCUUUGUCGAUCAACGAGCUUGGAGCAGCUGACUCUGAUCAAUACAGGGAUGAUCGACAGCCAUUUAAAAAUUCUGUCCGAAGAGUUACGCUGGAAUUUGGUUCUUAAAAAGAUCGAUAUCCAACAAAAUUGGCAGACUAGCGAAAAUGGCUUUCUACAUCUGCUAGAACUAAUGCAAAAGCAGUUCGUCAUCGUCGAGUUCAAUUUGGAAGAGGGCAUGGCUUUACCGGGUUUCGAGCAAGAAAAUCAAGAUCGUCUUUACGAGGAGUCUUGUGCAAGUUUCUUUUUCAACAAGAGAACGGUCGCCGCCAAGAUUGAAUCUUUCGCUCGAAUGAAUCGUGCAGGUCGACAGCGUAUACAAAACGAUUCAAACUAUAGCCAUGACGACUGGAUCGAUCUUAUUUCUCUUGUUGGCUAUGAUAUUGAUGCCAUUUUCUACAUGAUUCUGCAGAAACCGGAGGUGUGCAAUCGCGACCACAGGUUGAUCGCUACGAUUGGUGACCGGUCAAGGAAAAGGAGGCGGAUGGCUUAG
Molecule: messenger RNA, 1370 nt
Organism: Phaeodactylum tricornutum CCAP 1055/1
Lineage: Eukaryota; Bacillariophyta; Bacillariophyceae; Surirellales; Neidiaceae
Exons: 1
Coding region: 210-1370 (386 amino acids)
Source: RefSeq, a predicted model, not a curated record